GUCCUUUUGCAGAGAGUUGUUCCGGGGAGUUUGAUUUUAUUUGCUCCCCUCCUUGGCCGAUCGGAUCGCGUUCUUCUCGUUUUCGGUUUGUUCUCUGCUAGGACAGUGCCAGCCAACUGUGCAAAGCCCAAGUUCAUUUUUUUCUAGCUCUCCACGUUAUUAGGGUUUAAUAAUAAUAAUAAUAAUAAUAAUAAUGGCCAAAAGGAGCUCUUUGUUCAUUCGGAUCGUGGAAGGGAAAAAUCUGCCAGCCAAAGACAUUACAGGUAGCAGUGACCCCUACUGUAUCGUGAAGAUUGACAAUGAAGCCAUUAUCAGGACAGCCACAGUGUGGAAAACUCUGUUUCCUUUCUGGGGCGAAGAAUAUGAAGUCCACCUUCCACCCUCCUUCCACUGCGUGUCAUUCUAUGUGAUGGACGAAGAUGCACUGAGCCGAGAUGACGUAAUUGGGAAGGUCUGCAUCACCCAAAGCCUGUUAGCCGAGCAUCCCAAAGGCUACAAUGGCUGGCUGAACCUCACUGAAAUUGACCCAGACAAGGAAGUUCAGGGGGAAAUCCAUCUCCGGAUUGAGAUUGUUGAGGGCGGCGCUGUGAGGAAGCUGUGCUGCACUCUGUUUGAUGCCAGGGAUUUGGCUCGGAAAGACAGAAAUGGAGCCUCCGAUCCCUUUGUCAGAGUCCGCUAUAAUGGCAAGACCCAGGAAACUUUGGUGAUCAAAAAAUCUUGCUACCCAAGGUGGAACGAGACCUUUGAGUUCGACCUGGAUGAGUCAGCCGUGGAGAAACUCUGCAUUGUUGAGGUUUGGGACUGGGACCUUGUCAGCAGGAACGAUUUUCUGGGGAAGGUGGUAUUUAAUGUGCAAAGGCUACAGACAGUUCAGCGAGAGGAAGGAUGGUUCUUGCUCAGGCCAGACAAAGCCAAGCCAAGACGGAAUGAAGGCAAUCUGGGCUCCUUACACCUCCAGGUACAGCUUCGGAAUGAGACGGUCCUUCCAUCCAUCCACUACCAGCCUCUUGUCCAGCUGUUGUGUCAGGAAGUUAAAGUAGGGGCACAGGAUGGGAAGGUCCAUUUAAUCACCCUGAUUGACGAGACCACAACUGCUGAGUGCCGGCAGGAAGUAGCCAUCAAUCUUGUCAAGCUCUUCCUGGGUCAAGGGUUAGCCAAAGAGUUCUUGGACCUCCUCUUCAAGCUGGAACUGGAUAAAACCUAUGAGCCAAACACUUUGUUUCGGAGCAACUCUCUGGCCUCUAAGUCAAUGGAGUCGUUUCUGAAGGUAGCAGGGAUGCAGUACCUCCACAGAGUCCUGGGGCCAACUGUCACCCGGCUGUUUGAAGAGAAGAGAUGCAUUGAACUGGAUCCCAGCAAAGUGGAGAGCAAGGAUGUUGGGUGCUCCAGCCUCCAUCGGAUCCAAAGCGAAAGUGACGUCAUCCAGCAGAGUGCUCAGCUCCUGCGGUUGUAUCUAACUGACCUGCUUGCUGCCAUCACCAAAUCCAUCAAGGCGUGUCCUGCUGUAGUCCGGGCCACUUUCCAGCUACUCUUCAAGAGGGUUGGGGAGCGCUUCCCCGAAGAGAGAGACCAGAAUGUGAAAUUUAUUGCCAUCACCAGCUUCCUCUGCCUCCGUUUCCUCUCCCCGGCAAUCAUGUCCCCCAAGUUAUUCCACCUGCGAGAGAAGCAUGCAGACGCCCGCACCAGCCGAGCUCUGCUGCUCCUGGCCAAGGCUGUUCAAAGCGUAGGGAAUAUGGAUGCGGGCGCCAGCCGUACCAAGGAAGCCUGGAUGGAGCCUCUGCAGCCCACCAUCCAGCAGGGCGUCGCACAGAUGAAGCAGUUCCUCCUUCAGCUGAUUGACAUUGAGGAGAAAGAAGAAUUAGACCUGCAGAAAGCCCUCUCCCUGCAGACCCAGGUUGUGAAAGAAGGGCAUCUCUUUAUCCAUAAGAUGAAGAGCAAAGGCUCUCUCAUCUCUUCCUCCUUUAAGAAGCUCUACUUCUCCCUAACCAGCGAGGCCCUCAGCUAUACCAAGACACCAAACUCCAAGAAAAGCUCCUCCAUUUCGUUGGCCAGCAUCCGGGCAGUCGAGAAGGUAGAGGAGAAAAGCUUUGGCAACUCCCACGUCAUGCAGAUCGUCUAUGCCAAUGACGCCGGGCAGGAGGACACGGCUUACCUGCAGUGCAAGUGUGUGAAUGAGCUCAACCAGUGGUUGUCAGCCUUGCGGAAGGUCUGUGUGAACAAUGCAGGGAUGCUGUGCUCCUAUCACCCGGGCGUCUUCCGAGGAGACAAAUGGAGCUGCUGCCACCAAAGGGACAAAUCCGGACUGGGGUGUGACAAAACCCGGCAUGGAGUUACUUUGCGGGAAUGGAACGACCCUUUGGAUCCUGACUUAGAGGCUCAGCUGAUCUUCCGCCACUUGCUUGGAGUGCAAGAGGUGAUGAGGGAAAAGUAUUUGGAACUGUCAGCUCUGGAGAAAGAUGAAAAUUUUAAUUUGAGCCAAAAUGCAGACCCUCAAAGUGCCGAUGCCCCUAGCAGGUUUUUCCAGGUGUUGCAAGAUCUUGAAGAAAUUCACCGUAAGGAGUGUUCCCGGUUGAGCGACUUGGCCAACCAGGACCAAAAUCGUCUUGUGGAACUGCAGACGUGAUUGUUUUCUUGGGAUAGACCCACCUCUGGUUAAUUCAGGCAGAUCUGCUGCCAAACACCUAGAAUGACGGGUCUCUCUCUCUGUCUCUCUCUCUGUCUCUCUCUCUGUCUCUCUCUCUGUCUCUCUCUCUGUCUCUCUCUCUGUCUCUCUCUCUGUCUCUCUCUCUGUCUCUCUCUCUCUCUCUGGGAUGGAGUGGCCCUGAUUCUCAUAAGGCCAUAACAUGGAUUCCUUCUCCUUUUAAGCCACCCUGAUUGGUCCUGGGAACCCGGACAACCAAACUGAGAUCAGUUUAGAAGAAAGACCCAGCAGAACAAUCCUCUGUAGGCAGCUCCACCAAGGCCCAGUUCAGUUUUACACAAACAAACAAGUGUAACAGCCCUUUGAUUAACCCAUCCUGAAGAAGUCCAGACCUUAGCCCCAAUCAGUGGAGGCUGAUCCAUUGGGGUGAAUGGGGCACUGCCCCACCAACCUCAAUCUGCCCUCAGCCAGCACUCACUUGCCUGUCUUCUUACUUGCAACCUAUCAAGGGGGCGGCCCUGGCCGUCAGCUUCCUCUUCGUCUCAGUGUCACCAUUGCAGAAGUCAUAAGAGAGAUGGGUAGGGCCAAAACGUGAAAGAGUUGGGUCUGAUUGUCAUUGGGUCUGGCUCCACUUCCGCUCUACAAGUCCCAAAGGGCACCAGCCGCCACUGGCCUCAACAGAGCAUCAAAGCUGGUUGUUUCAUUGCCUGUGAUUGUCAAACAGAACUUGGCAUUCUUAAGAACUGCAGACUUAUUUUUUUUAAAAAAAGAAGUAGAUUUCUAGACCUUACAGUGACAAAGAUGCUCUUGAAUGUAGAAGUCUCCCAUGUCCGGGGUUUCUCUUUGUUUCUUCCUUUAUGAACUUUCCUCACAUACCCCAUUAGCAGUCUGAAUGCUGAGAAAUGGCAAGUCUGCCCCCCAUGGAAGAACUUGCUAGCCUCAGUAGCGAUGGUUGCCCUAGAAAGGCCACAUUAUCUGGAAAAAGGGCUGGGAUGCUUGAGUGGGUCACAAACAAAGAUAAUUAAGGCCAGCCCUACCAUUGAACAGGGUGCAGUGGCCACCGCAGAUGACAGAUCUCCGCUAAAGGGUAUGUAGAAAACUGCCAAACUCUGUAUGUGAGAUGCAAUCUUGGGUACCAACUUAGAUGGCUUUAAAAGAGGGCUAGAAAAAUCCAUGGAGGCUAUUAGCCACGCUUGUCUGUCUGGAAACCCCAUGUUUAUAAGCAGUGUACCUCCAAAUGCCAGAUGUUGGUUACAACGAAAGAGGGCGAUUAUCCUUACGCCCUGCAUGCAGCCUUCCUGGAGGGAUCUGGCUGCCCAGCGUGAGGAAACGGGAUACUGGACUCUGGAGGCUGUAUUCAGCUAAGUCCUGCUCAGAGUUAAUGAGCCUAAGCUAGUCGUGUCUGUUAACUUCAGUGGAUCUACUCUGAGUCAGUGGUGGCUGGUGGCUCCAUGUCAGCAGGGCAGUGGGAUCUGCGUUGGGUUUUUGUCUAAACAUUCAAGGAGUUUUGACCAGUGCCGUUUGAAUCUUCUGCCUCAGCUCCGCAAAUAUCUCGCUCCAUCUCUCAGCCAGACCAGGUGGGAUGUAUAUAUUUUUCACAGCUCAGCAAUAUCUUUAGGUGACUUUUGUACAAAUAUAAUUUGCAUGCCAUAAUAGACGUGUGCCAUUGCAAUAUAGCUAAGAGGGAAGAAUAGUUCAGCUGACGGGACCCACAGCCCUCUGCGUGUUUUUGGACUCCAGUUCCAUCCCUGGACUAUUGGCUGUGCUGGGAGGCUGAUGGGAGCUGCAAUAUCCCGGAGGGCCGCUGGUUCCCUAUCUCUGGAAUCGUCGUUUCAGCCUUCUGGACAGCACCCCACCCCGCAAGCCAGCAACUACUCUUAAUGCCAAAUAAAGCCUCUUUUAUCUUAA
Molecule: messenger RNA, 4549 nt
Organism: Rhineura floridana
Lineage: Eukaryota; Metazoa; Chordata; Lepidosauria; Squamata; Rhineuridae
Product: ras GTPase-activating protein 4-like
Exons: 21
Coding region: 194-2623 (809 amino acids)
Biological process (GO): regulation of GTPase activity; intracellular signal transduction
Source: RefSeq, a predicted model, not a curated record